AUCCUCUGCUGGGCUUUCUUGAUGAGAGGAGCACAGCGCAUGCUCGCAGGUAAAACAAGCAUUUUUAUUACUUUUAAAUUGUAAAACAUUGCUCUGUUUAUCUUUUUUGUCCAAAAUGAUUAAGAACCACAUGGAGGGUCUAAAAGUCACUUGUGGGGUUGCAGCCCCCUGUGAUAGACCAACAAAAAGUACAAUAAAAAUGUGAAGUGAAAAGAAAAUGAUGCAUGGUUUUGAAACAGUUGUUACAAAAAAAUCUGAAAAGUAUGUAAACCCAUUUCUGCCACUUGAAAGUAGAAAAAUACACUUGGUAUGUCAUCAUUUUUGCGAUUUAAUGCCAUAAUUAUGAGAUACCAUGUGUCAUUUUUUUUACUUUCAAGUGGCUGAAAUAGGCUUCCCUAGAAAAAAGCCGCAUCCAUUUGAUUUUGUUAAAACAGAGUCUGUCCAUGUGUAGUUUAAUCUCAUAUGCAGGCACAUUUACCUGGGUGCCCAUCGCCCCACCUGGCCCCCCUCUUGUUGCGCCACUGUAAAUGCAUCCCAUUGGGAACGUUCAUUAUAAAACUUCAGGCUGAGGUUGAAACGUUUUAAAAUCAAUCACACCCGGAGUGAAUAGUUAUGAUGUAGAAAACUGAAGCCUCCCGGCCCUCCAUCAGCUUCCUCCAAGUACCUGUGCGGCGAUGAUGACGUCGGGUCACGUGUUGUUGUUUGGAUCAGGAAACGUCGGUUACGUCCUGAACAGCGACAGUUCCUCCACUCAUUGAUGAGUGCCAAGCCUUCACGCUGCCCGGGAUGACUGUGGGAAGGGUGCCGCUCCUCCUGCUGUUAUCGGGAACUUGGACUAUCAGCAUGUAGAGGUGGAACAACCAAGUCCGACACGGAUCCGGCUGCUGGUUGCUGUGGGCGCAGCUAGCCACCGUCUCUCCGCAGCGGACAGCGGUUGAAAGGAGAAAGAAAAAGAAAAAAAACUCGAGCUAAUCGCGGCCAGGCUAGCUCCGGUGUUAACCUCCGAGACGGGGAAGAACUGCACCGGGUCCCGGAGACACAUUCAGGCACCGGGGGAGUUGUGUGAGAGGAAAAAGGGGAGUAAAAAAUGGAGCUGUUUCAGGCUAAAGACGAGUACAUUCUUCAGAGCGGGGACCGUGCUCUGUGGUGCAGCAGGAAGGACGGGAGCAUGGCUGUCAGACCCGCGACAGACCUGUUGUUAGCCUGGAACCCGGUGUGUAUGGGCCUGGUGGAAGGCAUCAUUGGAAAGAUCCAGCUUCACACUGACCUUCCACUUGGUCUCGUAUUAAUCCGGCAGAAAGCGCUCGUGGGCCAAUUACCAGGCAACCACCAGGUUUACAAGAUCACCAAAAUAGCCGUCAUUCCCUUGUCCGACGAGGAGCCUCAGGAACUUGAGCUGGAGCUUUGCAAGAAGCAUCAUUUUGGAAUCGACAAACCAGAGAAACUGGCCCAGUCUCCAGAUGAAUCGAAGUUCUUGAUGAAGACUCUGAGUCAGAUAAAAUCCAACGUGUCCGUCCCCAUCAAGAAAAAGUAUUCCCCUGCAUUCCAGGUUAAAGAAAACAAAGAGAAGGAGCGUCUGGAGAGGCGGCUGUUAGACGAGCUCUACAAGAUAUUCAUGGACUCGGACUCCUUCUACUACAGCAUGACCUAUGACCUGACAAACAGUGUGCAGCGGCAGGGAGACGCAGAGAAGUCCAGCUUACCUCUGUGGAAACAGGUGGAUGACCGUUUCUUCUGGAACAAACACAUGAUCCAAGAUCUUAUUGAUCUUCAGGUCCCAGAGGUUGACUUCUGGGUAAUCCCGAUCAUCCAAGGCUUUGUCCAGGUGGAGGAGCUGGUGGUGAACUACAACGAGACGUCUGAUGACGAACGGAGCAGCCCGGAGACCCCACCGAAGGAGAUCACCUGUGUCGAUGACGUCCACCCUCGCUUCACUGUGGCGCUGAUCUCCAGACGAAGCCGCCACCGUGCAGGGAUGCGCUACAAACGCAGAGGAGUAGACACAGACGGCCACGUGGCGAACUAUGUGGAGACGGAGCAGCUGAUCCACGUGCACAGUCACACGCUGUCCUUCGUGCAGACCCGGGGCUCUGUGCCUGUCUUCUGGAGCCAGGUGGGGUACCGCUACAACCCCCGACCACGCAUAGAGAAAGGGCAGAAGGACACAAUGCCAUACUUUGCUGCUCACUUUGAGAAGCAGCUGAAGCUUUACACAAAGCAGGUCAUCAUUAACCUGGUGGAUCAGAAUGGACGAGAGAAGAUCAUUGGUGACACGUUUCUGAAGCAGGUCCUGCUGUACAACAACCCAAACCUCACAUACGUUUCCUUUGACUUCCACGAGCACUGUCGUGGAAUGAAGUUUGAGAACGUCCAGAUACUGACAGAUGCGAUUUCUGACAUCAUCACUGACAUGAAGUGGGCCUGGGUGGACCAAGCUGGAGUCAUCUGCAAGCAGGAUGGGAUCUUCAGAGUCAACUGUAUGGACUGUCUGGACCGGACCAACGUGGUUCAAGCUGCCAUAGCUCGAGUGGUGAUGGAGCAGCAGCUGAAAAAGCUUGGUGUGAUGCCUCCAGAGCAGCCUCUGCCUCUCAAAUGCUACAAGAUUUAUCAGGUCAUGUGGGCCAACAACGGAGACACCAUCAGCAAACAGUACGCAGGAACAGCAGCCCUCAAGGGAGACUUCACGAGGACAGGGGAGAGGAAGCUGGCCGGUGUGAUGAAAGAUGGCGUGAACUCUGCCAACCGCUACUAUCUGAACCGUUUCAGAGACGCCUACAGACAAGCAGUCAUUGAUCUGAUGAUGGGUUUGCCUGUGACGGAGGACCUCUACUCCAUCUUCAGUAAGGAGAAGGAGCACGAGGAAAAAGAAAAGGAGAGCCAAAGAGGAGCCCAGGAGCAGGUCAGCCUUCUGUUGCAGACCUACAUGCAGCUUCUGCUGCUGGACGAUGAGACGUUUCAUGGAGGGUGGGCUCUCAUCAACUGUGACAUGAGCCUCAUUGAUGCAACCAACAAAGAUGUGGAUGUGCUGCUGCUCCUGUCAGAUAAAGCCUACUACAUUGCUUACUAUGAUGACGAGGCAGAUAAAGUCAACCAAUACCAGCGUCUGAACUUGGAGGGUUUGGAAAAGAUUGAAAUUGGUCCGGAGCCCACUCUGUUCGGGAAGCCCAAGUUCUGCUGUAUGCGUUUGCACUACAGGAAUCAGGAAACUAGUGGCUACUUCCACACCCUGAGAGCGGCAACGCGGAAUCCAGAGGACGAUGGAAAGGAUACGCUGCAGUGCAUAGCUGAGAUGCUCCGCAUAACGAAACAGUCCACGGGGUUGGACCUGCUUGUGGUGGAAAAGAAGCUUGAGAGGCGGCAGAGUAAGCCUCAGGAGGACAUUAUGGGGAUCCAGAACAAACCUGCUGGUCAGGUUCCUGGGAGCUCGGGUCUUGCGCAGGGCAAAAGUUUUCUCCUCAACAAGUUCUCCUCUCUGAACCAGAAGGUGAAGCAAACCAAGACAAACGUAAACAUCGGCCCCUUUAAGCCACUCGGCAAGCUGGGAAACUUCUCCAAACCAGACGUGACCGUGAACUUCCUCAAACCGACCAUGCAUGUCAACCUGUGGAAGUCAGACAGCAGCCUGGAGACGUCGGAUAGCAAGCCCACCUCAGGAGCCCUCAAAGACAUGGGUGACAAGCACUACGAACACGACUCGGAUUCGGACUCGUAUAAUUCCGACCCUGAGCAUCCAUGCUCUGGGUCCUUUGAAAAAGUGGACUAUGUUCUGCCCAGCUGUGGCAUUGUAGCUUCAAACUCGCGACUGGGCAGCCGCUCUCAGUCCAUCGGCAGCGUGGAGCUCAACAUCCCGUCUAUGAUCCAUGUCACCGGCUGCGGAGAAAGACAGGAAGGCCUGUCUGAAAUGAACGAUAAAUCACCUGGAGCCGCCUCAUUGGCUGAGGAAGCCCUGCUGAUUGACUUUGGUACACCCAUCGACGCCUACUGCCACCAGUUUGUCCAGGAUGCACAGACCAUACCUGUUGAGGUAUUUGGAGAGCUGCCACCAGCUGGUGUCCCUCCAGCCAACCCUGCAGUGCCCAUGCAAAAGAAAGCCCCUGCAGACUCACAGCAUCAGCCGGGCUCUGAGCUGCAGAAUCAGCACCAGAAGACUCAGCUGCCGAGACCUUCCCAGUUAGACGUCCAAACCUCUACCUCCAGAUCCAACCUCCUCUCUGUCCAGAGGCCCAGCUCUGCGGUCUCUGGAGGCUCCCAGAAGAGUCCGAGUUCGCUGAUGGAGGGCAGCCUCGGGCCCUCGCCAGCCGACAGCAACGGCAACCGCGUGGUGUCCCCUUUUGCCAAGAUCAAGAGUUCCAUGGUCCAGGUGGCCAGCCUCACCCAGGCAGGACUCACCCAGGGCAUCAACUACGCCGUGGCGAAGGUACAGAAAAGCCCAGAGCCAGACUCUGUAAACGAGGCCCAGGAGAGCGAGCUAAAGGCAAUGUUUACACAAUGCCAGACGAGGAUUAUUCAGAUCUAGUGCUUUUCCUUGUAGCAGGAUUUUAUAGUCAUUCGUGAUCUUGAAACUUCCCAUGUGGUAGCCUCAGCAGAAGCUUGCACAGAGUGUCAUUAAUAGGCCAAUAUAUGUGCUCUUAGAUGCACCUUUAAAUGAGCCUUCCUACGUCAACCGAGACUCUUGUUCAGAGCAGAGAAACACAUCCUCUACUCCCAUCAUCACAGCCAACAUGUUUACAGGCACACAAGUUUGGAUUUCCCCCUUUUUUUGUUUGAGCGCUGAUUGUUUUGUCUUUUUUUGCCACGCUGCAUUGCACACUGAAUAAUAUUAAUAUAUGUCCUCUCUUA
This is a messenger RNA of Girardinichthys multiradiatus, 4839 nucleotides long. RefSeq names its product inositol polyphosphate-5-phosphatase F (gene inpp5f). Gene Ontology annotation, molecular function: phosphatidylinositol-4-phosphate phosphatase activity. NCBI's taxonomy places the organism in Eukaryota, Metazoa, Chordata, Actinopteri, Cyprinodontiformes, Goodeidae. The transcript has 20 exons. The record is from RefSeq and is a predicted model, not a curated record. The coding region runs from base 1088 to 4516 and encodes 1142 amino acids. Gene Ontology annotation, cellular component: early endosome; clathrin-coated endocytic vesicle. Gene Ontology annotation, biological process: phosphatidylinositol dephosphorylation; regulation of endocytic recycling.